ACUGUGCACAUGCACACCGCUCUCGGUCGCUUUUGCACAGAGCUAGAAGCUGGGGUGCUGGAUUCUCCCCUUCAAAGCGUUCACUCUCUAGCAGGAGACAGUCCACCCAGCGCACUUUGGGAUAGAGUUGAUCAUAUAAUCGAUGGACGUCAGGAAGGCGUGAGUUGUGAGGAGCUGUGGAAGUAAAGCCGUAGAAAAAUGUCAUUGGUCAGAGUGAACCGUUACUGUCCUCGAGGAGGUGGAAAAAAAGCACUGAAAGUGAAGAAGAAGAAAACUGCAGUGAAGCAAGAAUGGGAUGUAAGUACAUGUGGUGAGAUGGUAAACUGUAUGACAUUACUCUGGGUAAUAGGCGUGAUGAUGGGGCCCUAUGACCAACCGCCUUUGCUAGACAUCUUCAGCAAACUGACAACUUCUGGAAGUGGGGUACGUCGUCAUGAAAUACACAAAUCGAAGAAUAGAGCAUUAGUUCACUGGGAACUCCAAGAAAAAGCUCUGAGAAGAAAAUGCAGGAAGCAGAAACCAGAAACUUGGAAUCUAGAGAAAACUAGAUUGUCUAUCAUGAAGGAGAUUCUUUCUGAUCAAUACCAGAUGCAGGAUGUGUUGGAGAAAUCUGAUCAUUUGAUGGCUGCAGCAAAAAAGCUCUUUGUCUAUGCUCCUUACAGGCGCACAGGGUUUCCAAAUGUAACAAUGGCUCCUGAUUCCUCUCAGGGUCCCAGCAUGGUGAACCAGGACCCAAUUACCCAGUCCUUCCCUAAUGAGUCUGUUCUGGAGCCUCAGGCUCUUAAUGAAGUAGAUGACGAAGGAGAAGAAGGAACAAUUAAUAGCCAGUCUGAAGAAAGUGAGAAUGAAUUGGAUAACUCUCUAAAUCCUCAGUCUAAUAUGAACACAGACAGGUUUCUCCACCAACUAAAGGAAGAUAAUUCUGAGUUAAUUAAUAAACUGUGGACUGAUAUUCAGCAGAAGAUAGCAACACAGUCACAAAUUACAACCCCUCCUGCAACUCCAUCUUCUCCUCUUGCAUCAGAGGAACAAAGAGCUGCUCUAAAUGCUACUGGUGCCAUCAAGAGAAUCCAAAGCAGGCUUCAGCCUGAAGAAUCUUCUGGAACUCUAGACUCAAGCUAUAUUGUGGGACAAGUGCUGAACUCAAGGAAGCAAAAACAGCUGUUAAGUAAAGUAAAAAGAAGACCAGAUUUGCGUGCUCCUUCCAAGAAGAAGAAAAACAUGCUGUCAGCGAGCACAGCCUCUGCAGAUUUGCAAAGUAGCAAUAAUUCCAGCCUGGAUAUCCUCAAACACAUGAUACACGAGGUGGAACAGGAAAUGGAAGAAUAUGAGCGGUGCACAGGACGCGAGGUCACAGGACUGCAGGGGGGUCAGGGUCUCACAGGCUUCACGUUGUCCCUGGUGAGCUCUCUCUGUCGCCUAGUUCGGUACCUUAAAGAGAGUGAAGUUCAACUACGUAAAGAAGUAGAGACAAGGCAACACCUGGAACAAGUAUUAGGUGAUCAUCGAGAGCUCAUUGAUGCUCUGACAGCUGAAAUUCUUCUUCUUAGAGAAGAAAAUAGUACCAUACAGGCUAGACUUCAGCAGUACAUGGUCACAACAGAUGAGCAACUUAUAUCACUCACACAUGCCAUUAAGAACUGUCCUGUGAUAAAUAACUCUAGACAGGAAACUCAGGCUUCAGAAAGGGGAGCCACAGAUGGAAGAGUUGGGGACAGUCCAGAGGGCCCUGUUUUAAGUACUAAUGUGUCUGUGCCAUUGAUGUUCAGAGGGGAAGAAGUGGUUGAUUUCCUGCAGGAAGAGUUGCCUGUUAAACUGUCUCAGAUGCCAAACCCCGCUGAUAGUACACAUCUAGCCAGCAGUUUUCCAGCACAUGUCUUUGAGCCAGCUGUGUUGUUAACACCACCCAGGCAGAAGAGCAACUCAGAAUUCUCUCCUCUGCAGGAUGUAUUGAGGAGGACUGUUCAAACUUGUCCUGCUCCACGAAUUCUUCCCACUGUGGAAAUAAUUGAGAAGGAACAAAAUUGGGAAAAGAAGACCUUACCUACUGAUACAGAUAUUCAGAAUUCAAGUGAAGAGAAUGGACUCUUCACUCAGAGGUGGACAGUCUCCCACAUGGGAGAAGAUGCAGAGAACAAAACCCAGGCACCUUUCAUUAACCUCUCACAGCCCCUCUGCAAUUCCCAUCCCAAUGUUCAACAGUCGAGAAAUCCUGCAUUCUCAGAAGAGCUCCCAGUACUGGGAGAUGGGCAACAGCUUAGAACAAGCGAGGCAUCAGUACAAGGAAAGGACAUCAUGGCACGAAUUGCUGAGUUGACACUGCAGAAUUUAGUCAUCAAGGCACAUCUAAGUAAUAUUAAUGGAUCAGGAGGAGAGCAAGGGGAUGGACUGCAAGAGUUGAGCAAACAGGAACGUGCCAGUGAUAUGACUGCUACGUUUCCAGUCGCACAGUCUGUAGCACCAAGCAGCGUGGAGGAACGGAUUGCAGAGUUGAAUCGACAGAGUAUGGAGGCUCGUGAAAAACUAUUACAGUUGCUAGAGCAACAGAAACUUGUUGGCUUGAAUCUCUCCUCUCCACCAGUGUCGCCUGUUCAGUCGCCUCUCAGAGCAUGGACCGAAGGAGGAAAGAGGACCAUUGACGUAUGUAUUCCAGGAGCAGAAGCCCCAGAAAGCUCCAAAGGCAAUAAUAUUGUCUCUCCUGUUGGGGGGGCAAAUACAAGAAGAUCUUCAGGGGCUACUAGUAAUUCUUGUUCUCCUUUAAAUGCCACCUCAAGAAGUGGACGAUUCACAGCUGUUAAUCCAAGAACAAAGACUGAAAAACAAAAUGAAGGCUGGUUUGCUCUUUCUACCCACAUGUCAUAAGUGAAGUUGAAGUCACCUUUUAUAGAGUUUGUUGACUUUCCACUCCCUUUUUCGUGCUCUGGUUUCAAGUUUUUACUCCUUCAGAUAAAACCUACAAAGAUCCUGUGAAUUAAUACUAAUGGAACAGAGAAAAAAAAUUAUUUUAUUUUUUAUUUUCAAAUAGAUUUUCAACAACCAACCGUCCUUAUAAUUCCCUGUGAAUAAAAUUUGACUGUAGAGGAAUUAAAGUUUUAUAUUCUAAUAAUUCCUAAAAUAUUUUAAGGUUUAAAAAAAAAGUAAUACAUUUUAAUCUUCACCACCUUUAUUCUGGUUUUUUAAUUCAAUACGUCUUAAAUGUUGAUGUAUUUAAUUUUUUUUUUUUCCUGAAGGACAAAGUUGUUUUGCAUAUACUUGCACUGAAAUGCCUCUGUGUGAUUAGUCUGGUUUUCAGAAAAAUGUAACAUAUCUGGUUCUUCUUUGGUGGGAAAUUACUGCUGUCUGUCACCUUUUCCAAGGAGAAUGUAUGGCUUUGAAAAUUGAGUGUGGGAAUGUUUAUAUUUGCUUAGGGAGUUAAGAAUGAUUGUAUAAAUUCUAAGAAUCUUAAUUUAGUUUUUAAAUGUGAAAAUAUCAAUAAUGAUAAUGUACAUCAAAUAAAUAAUGAUCAUAGAACUCAGAUGUCUAAAUGUAGUAACUGACUUAAUGGUAUAGUUGUGUUUGAAACAAUUACAUAAAUACAGAAAAUUGCCAUCAAUUUUCUCAGUUCAGAAUCUAAGCAGAUUGCAAGGAUAGGUUUUUCUUUCAGGCACCUGCUUGGUUCUUAAAUGUUGGCUCCCACCUGGGGACUCUUCUUGGACACCACUGUCCUGCCGUUUGGAGUUGUAAAUCACUGUUCUAGGAAGUGCCUUAUGUAACUUACUUUUUGGCUUUUGUAUUUUGUGGCAAAAAUAAUUUUCUAGUACUGCUGAUUUUAUUUAUGUUGUCAUCUUUGAAUUUCCAUCCAUAUUGUACAUUUUUACCUUUUGAAACUUGGUAUUUAAUAAAUUCUAUCCCUAUGAUAUAAACCA
Molecule: messenger RNA, 3905 nt
Organism: Heterocephalus glaber (naked mole-rat)
Lineage: Eukaryota; Metazoa; Chordata; Mammalia; Rodentia; Bathyergidae
Source: RefSeq, a predicted model, not a curated record